Galeopterus variegatus (Sunda flying lemur) is the source of this 3076-nucleotide messenger RNA. It is a transcript of the gene ATG4B, whose product is annotated as autophagy related 4B, cysteine peptidase. The transcript has 14 exons. The record is from RefSeq and is a predicted model, not a curated record. Gene Ontology annotation, molecular function: protein-phosphatidylethanolamide deconjugating activity. NCBI's taxonomy places the organism in Eukaryota, Metazoa, Chordata, Mammalia, Dermoptera, Cynocephalidae. Bases 288 to 1310 code for a protein of 340 amino acids.
GCUCCUGCCCCUCAGCAAAGCAGCUGCCUGGCAGGCCUCCUUGUGCACACGGUCUGCUGUGCUGCUGAGGCACAGCUACUCUGACCUACGACACUCUCCGGUUUGCCGAGUUUGAAGAUUUCCCUGAGACCUCAGAGCCUGUUUGGAUACUGGGUAGAAAAUACAGCAUUUUCACAGAAAAGGAGGAGAUCUUGUCUGAUGUGGCAUCUAGACUUUGGUUUACAUACAGGAAAAACUUUGCAGCCAUUGGGGGAACCGGCCCCACCUCGGACACGGGCUGGGGCUGCAUGCUGCGGUGUGGACAGAUGAUCUUUGCUCAAGCCCUGAUCUGCCGACACUUAGGCCGAGACUGGAGGUGGACACAGCAGGAGAGGCAGCCCGACAGCUACUGCAGCGUCCUCAGCGCCUUCAUCGACAGGAAGGACAGUCACUACUCCAUUCACCAGAUAGCGCAAAUGGGAGUUGGCGAAGGCAAGUCUAUAGGCCAAUGGUACGGACCCAACACCGUCGCCCAGGUCCUCAAGAAGCUUGCUGUCUUCGACACGUGGAGCUCCCUGGCAGUUCACGUAGCUAUGGACAACACUGUGGUGAUGGAGGAAAUCAGAAGGCUCUGCAAGACCAGCCUUUCCUGUGCAGGGGCUGCUGCGUUCCCUGCAGGCUCUGAUGGGCACUGUAAUGGGUUCCCUGUGGGAGCCGAGGCUGCCAACAGGCCGACGUCAUGGAGACCCCUGGUGCUUCUCAUCCCCCUGCGCCUGGGGCUCACAGACAUUAAUGAGGCCUACGUGGAGACGCUGAAGCACUGUUUCAUGAUGCCCCAGUCCCUGGGGGUGAUCGGAGGGAAGCCCAACAGUGCCCACUACUUUAUUGGCUACGUUGGUGGGGAGCUUAUCUACCUGGACCCCCACACGACGCAGCCGGCGGUGGAGUUCUCUGACUGCUGUCGCAUCCCUGACGAGAGCUUCCACUGCCAGCACCCGCCGUGCCGGAUGAGCGUCGUGGAGCUCGACCCGUCCAUCGCCGUGGGGUUUUUCUGCAAGACUGAGGAUGACUUUAAUGACUGGUGCCAGCAAGUCAAAAAGCUGUCCCUGCUCGGAGGUGCCCUGCCUAUGUUUGAGCUGGUAGACCAGCAGCCUUCCCACCUGGCCUGCCCUGAUGUCCUGAACCUGUCCCUAGGUCGAGAGCCCCCCUCCUGGCCUGCUCUGACCCACCAGUCAGGGAGAGGCCAGCAUCUCGACUGGGCAGUCCUAGCGUCCUGUGCCCCUCCCGCCGGCGGCCCUCGGGCGUGGGGCCGCACGAUUCUUCUGAUGUAGAACGACUAGAAAGAUUCUUUGACUCAGAAGAUGAAGACUUUGAGAUCUUGUCCCUUUGAAAAUCCUGGGGUCAGCGCCUUUGAGAGCCCAGCCCUGCCUCGGGGCGUUCGGUGCACUGCAUCUCAUCCAUCCAGCCUGCCAGCCCGCUUGCUGAGUGCUGUGUGCCCGUGUUGCCUCUGCCCAGAGGGCCGCCCACUCUGCUUGUGGACUGAGGACUGCGCUGCCCUGAAGGCCUUACUGGUUGGAGUCAGACUUCCCAGCUCAGAACACUGGUCUGGGCUUGCAGGGUCCUCAUGAGGAGCUGCCCAUCAGAAGCCCAGUGCAGCCGGGUCAGGAGCUUGCAGAGUUCUCCUCUUGACACUGCCAGCCCUGAGCUAGUACAUCAGCCUCGGUCCUACUUCCUCCUGGGCACCCGGUUCUGUGGUUUGUUUGGAAUUAAAGUCCUGUUGGAAGUUGUUCAACACAGACAUGAAUUUCUGGGGCACUUCCCAAGUCAUAAUCUCAGAAGACCUGCGGGUUGGCAUGAGGAGCAACAGCCAUAUUGUGGCUUUUGAGCCGUGGACUGGGCUGCUUGUGCUGGGCAGGGCAGGCUCUCAGGCUGUGUGCCCUCUGCCCAGCAUGGUUUAUCAAGGGCUACCUCAGUGGGAGAUCAGGUUGUAAGGUUUUUCCUUGCUUUGGGGAGAAAAAUACUCAAGGGCGGGGCAUUUGGGAAAUCCAAAGAUGUCAGUGGGCACAAGACACGGCUGGACAGCCUGGGCUGCAAGGCAGCUGACACACCCUGGGGGCGUCUUCUGGAGUGACAGUCCUCAAAGGGUCCCUGUAGGGGCGCAGCUUUCCGUCUCCCUUAAGGGGUCGUGUCAUUCUGAGCUGUACCACGUGCUGCUGCUUGCUUCAGUUUCCCUCGUGGUGGGCGGUGGGAGGAAGGGGCGGAGCCCAUGGCUACCCGAGAGCCUUCUGCUGUGUCCUUGCCCUUCUCAGAAUUGCCCUCCUGGGUCACUGAGGUUUCAGAUGGUUUGGGGCCAAACGGGUAAAACCACCUCAGCUUUGUGGUGCCUAAUGGGCAGAUGGUUAGACAGAUGGGGCAGGACAGGCACCCGUUGCUUGUGGCAUCAGUUGGCGAUGUUUCCAGACCCUCCUCAGCACUAAUCUCAGCACUUGCUACCCUUUUAACUCUGGUCUCCUGGAGUGCACCGUCGCUACACUAGUCUGCUUGUCUGACCUCGAAAAGUGGCUUUGGUCCUACUAGAAAACGUAAGCCAAGGGGCUUGGGGAGCUUUGGGAGUGGCUGACCACUGGGGCCUUUCUAAAAGGCCCUUCCCUCAGUGAGGGCAGAACUUGCUGCUGCUGUGUGGACAGACGUGUCCUGGCUGUGGCUGCACGUGGCGUCUGUUAAGAGGUAACAGAGGACACCCACCGGACCCCCAAGUGUUGAUGACGUCAUUUAUUUCCUCUUAUUCUUUCUCUUUUUCCCUCCGUCCUCCUGCUUCCUCCCUCAGGUGCAGUUGGGGUGAACAGGAGGGCGGGCUGCGGCAGUCUCCAUUCCUUUAGGGCUCUGCGCCUCCGCGUUGGCACAGCACCACUGCCGCUGGUGGGGCACUAAGGAGGGUCCUACUGCUGGGACGCGGAAGUGGGCGGAACACCUUGACCAAAGGGGACAUUUGUCCCAUGUGUUUUGAAAAAGGCUUUAUUGAAGAGAAUGUUGUUCAUUCCUAGUAGAAUAGUUUGCAAUUCUUAAUGGCAAAUAAUAACAGUUUCAGUAGAAAGUA